Messenger RNA from Trematosphaeria pertusa, 5387 nucleotides. RefSeq names its product putative multidrug resistance ABC transporter. Gene Ontology annotation, molecular function: ATP binding; ABC-type transporter activity; ATP hydrolysis activity. Gene Ontology annotation, biological process: transmembrane transport. The transcript is spliced from 3 exons. Gene Ontology annotation, cellular component: membrane. Lineage: Eukaryota; Fungi; Ascomycota; Dothideomycetes; Pleosporales; Trematosphaeriaceae. The coding region runs from base 290 to 5065 and encodes 1591 amino acids. The record is from RefSeq and is a predicted model, not a curated record.
CCUAUCCGCUUCCCGGAGCGCGCAAGCCAAGCAGCCUUCCGCCGCCGGCAGCCCAGAAACCAUACCGAGGGAGCCUAGGGCAGCGGCGGCAACCUAAACGGGGCCUGCUCUUUUAUCUACUGAGCUCUCCCCUUGCGCAUGGAGCUCGUGUGCAGCUUGCCUUCGUCUGUUUCUCAUCCUGUACCGCCAUUUAAUAGCUUCUUUUCGUUCUUUGCCCCUCUUCUCUCUUUCCAGACUUCACCGCGGACGUCGAUAAGGAGGCGCGUGCUCAAAGAGGAGGUGUGCGAAGAUGAGUUUGGUGUGGAACUCCACGUCCAACGGUGACCGUGUGGCGGCACAAAAUGGCGUCUCUCCGCGAGACGCGGUGCCACGCCGUCCAUCCCAGGUUGGCGGGAGUGAGCAUAUAGGCUCCGAUUCUUCGGAUGCGUCAACCAUUGCUGCCAACCUGGAUGGCAGUCGCUCGCGAAGGAACACAAACAACGAAAGCUCGGACCCUAAAGCAUCCACACUUACGACGAACCAGAACUCCGAGGCCGCCAGCGUGGAAGAUGACGACAGCGUUGCGAGGAGAGAAGAGGCGGUCCACCGGUUAGCGAGACGGUAUACGCAGCAGAGCGUGUAUUCGACUACGCAUCAGAAUCCGUUCAAUGCACCUCCCGGAGCGACUCUGGACCCCAAUGGCGACAACUUCAACGCCCGCGCCUGGGCCAAGGCCAUGUUACACCUGCACCUCGAGGACCGGAACGCCCCUCCGCUGCGCACAGCCGGUGUUUCGUUCCGGAACCUGAACGUGCAUGGGUUUGGCAAAGACACAGAUUACCAGAAAAGCGUGGGCAAUAUCUGGCUAGAGGGUCCCGGUCUAGCGAGACAGCUGAUGGGUAACAAGGGGCGCAAGAUUGACAUUCUGCAGAAUCUAGAAGGAUUGGUGGAAGCUGGGGAGAUGCUGGUGGUUCUUGGGCCUCCAGGAUCUGGAUGCUCAACCUUUCUAAAGACGCUUGCCGGGGAGACCCAUGGCUUCUUUGUGGAAGACGGCUCCACUAUGAACUACCAAGGCAUUAGUGCGCACCAGAUGGCCAAGCACUUCCGAGGAGAGGCCAUCUACACAGCUGAGGUCGACGUCCAUUUCCCUAUGCUCACAGUCGGCGAGACGCUAUAUUUUGCAGCUCGAGCGCGUGCACCCCGUCAUAUUCCCGGAGGAGCCACCAAGUACCAAUUUGCUGAGCACAUGCGAGACGUCAUCAUGGCCAUCUUCGGCAUCAGUCAUACAGUCAAUACGAAAGUCGGGAACGACUACAUUCGCGGUGUCUCUGGUGGUGAGCGGAAGCGUGUCAGUAUUGCGGAAGCGGCUCUGAGCAGAGCUCCGCUGCAAUGCUGGGACAAUAGCACACGUGGCCUUGACAGCGCCAACGCCAUCGAGUUCUGCAAGACGUUGCGAAUGGAGACUGAGAUCAACGGUGCGACUGCUUGUGUCGCCAUCUACCAGGCUCCCCAGGCCGCCUACGAUGUCUUCGAUAAGGUUCUUGUCCUGUAUGAAGGCCGCCAGAUCUACUUUGGUCCCACAACGUCCGCCAAGCAGUACUUUAUCAACAUGGGCUUCGACUGCCCAGACCGACAGACUGACGCCGACUUCCUCACCUCGAUGACGAGCGCACUGGAGCGCGUUGUUCGUCCGGGAUGGGAAGACCGCGUGCCCCGAACGCCGGAUGAGUUUGCCCAGCGAUGGAAGGACUCGCAGGAGCGGGCAGAGCUGUUGCAACAGAUUGAGGCCUACGAACAAAAGUACCCCAUUGGUGGCGAGCACCUUCAGAAGUUCAAGGAAUCUCGAAAGGCGCAGCAAGCGAAAGGCCAACGCGUCAAGUCUCCCUACACCCUCUCCUACGCUCAGCAAGUCAACCUCUGCUUAUGGCGCGGCUUCCGGAGACUCAUGGCAGAUCCCAGCAUCACCCUAACGCAGCUCAUCGCAAACUCAAUCAUGGCCCUCAUCAUUUCUUCCGUCUUCUACAACCUCCCGGCGGAUACUAACAGCUUCUACUCUCGUGGGGCACUUCUCUUCUUCGCCAUCCUAAUGAACGCCUUCGGUUCCGCUCUCGAAAUUCUUACCCUGUACGCUCAACGACCCAUAGUCGAAAAGCAUUCUCGUUACGCCCUAUACCAUCCCUCGGCAGAAGCUUUCGCGUCUAUGCUUACGGAUAUGCCCUACAAGAUCCUCAACGCCAUCACGUUCAACCUGGUUUUGUAUUUUAUGACCAACCUGCGUCGUGAACCUGGGCGCUUCUUCUUCUUCGUCCUGAUAUCGUUCACUCUCACCCUAGUCAUGUCCAUGUUCUUCCGAUCCAUCGCGUCCUGCUCGAGGUCCCUGGUCCAAGCGUUAGCACCCGCUGCCAUCCUCAUCCUGGGUCUCGUAAUGUACACCGGUUUCACCAUCCCACCUAGCUACAUGCUUGGGUGGUCUACAUGGAUUCGUUGGAUAAAUCCCGUCAAUUACGCAUUCGAGUCGCUGAUGCUCAACGAAUUCCACAACCGGCAAUUCCCAUGCGUCAACUACGUCCCGAUGGGGCCCGGCUACGAGAACGUUGCAGGGAACCAGCAUGUCUGCUCCACCAUCGGAUCGAAACCUGGCAUCGACUCCGUCAACGGCGACGACUAUAUCAACUCGGCUUUUAAUUACUACAAUUCGCACAAGUGGAGAAACUUUGGUAUCCUCUUUGUGUUCUUGUUCGGCUUGAUGGGCAUCUAUCUUGCGGCUACCGAGUUCAUCACUGCGAAGAAGUCGAAGGGUGAGGUCUUGGUUUUCCGUCGCGGACACAAGGCGAUCAAGAGCAGCAGGUCUACGGAUGAUCUCGAGUCUGCGCCCGCCGGUCGCAAAGUUGCUGUCGACAAGAACGCCUCGGACGAUAUCGCGAUUAUCGAACGCCAGACCGCCAUCUUCCAGUGGAAGGAUGUAUGCUAUGACAUCAAGAUCAAAGGCCAGCCUCGUCGCAUUUUGGACCACGUCGACGGAUGGGUCAAACCUGGCACCCUGACGGCCCUCAUGGGUGUCUCAGGUGCUGGAAAGACAACACUUUUGGACUGCUUGGCCACUCGAACCACUAUGGGUGUCAUCACCGGCGAGAUGCUUGUGGACGGAAAGCCCCGCGAUGAUUCUUUCCAGCGCAAGACUGGCUAUGCGCAGCAACAGGAUCUACACUUGUCUACUUCUACGGUCCGCGAGGCUCUUGUGUUCUCCGCCCUUCUCCGUCAACCUGCGCACGUCUCUCGACAGGAGAAGCUGGACUACGUUGAGGAAGUCAUCAAGCUGCUGGAUAUGAGCGAGUACGCCGACGCUGUGGUCGGUGUCCCCGGCGAGGGUCUCAACGUCGAGCAACGCAAGCGCCUAACUAUUGGCGUGGAGUUGGCAGCCAGGCCUCAGCUCCUUCUCUUCCUCGACGAGCCGACUUCUGGUUUGGAUUCUCAGACCUCUUGGGCUAUCCUUGACCUUCUCGACAAGCUGAAGAAGAAUGGCCAGGCUAUUCUUUGCACUAUCCAUCAACCCUCCGCCAUGCUUUUCGCCCGUUUCGACCGCCUUCUCUUCCUCAAGUCCGGUGGCCAGACUGUGUAUUUCGGCGAGGUGGGCCCGAACUCCAAGAUUCUCAUCGACUACUUCGUCCGCAAUGGUGGACACCCGUGCCCUCCUGCCGCCAACCCCGCUGAAUGGAUGCUCGAGGUUAUCGGCGCCGCUCCCGGAUCUCAUACCGACAUCGACUGGUUUGAAACCUGGCGCAACUCGCCUGAGUACGCCAACGUACAGAGGCAUCUAGCCGAGCUUAAAUACGAGCGCUCUCAACAAGUCAACCUUCAACGCACCGUAUCCGCCCAAAAGCGAGAGGACAAGGCCGCCUACCGCGAGUUCGCCGCACCCUUCGGGGAGCAGCUUCGCGAAGUCACCGUCCGCGUUUACCAGCAAUACUGGCGCACGCCCUCGUACAUUUACUCCAAGGCCGUCCUCUGCAUCCUCUCUGCCCUCUUCAUCGGCUUCUCCCUCUACGACACGCCCAACACGAUGCAGGGUCUCCAGAACCAAAUGUUCGGCAUCUUCAUGCUCAUGACUAUCUUCGGCCAGCUCGUCCAGCAGAUCAUGCCACACUUUGUCACGCAGCGCGCUCUGUACGAAGUCCGCGAGCGCCCCAGCAAAGCGUACUCGUGGAAAGCUUUCAUGAUCGCUAACAUCGUCGUCGAACUCCCCUGGAACACGCUCAUGGCAGCCCUCAUCUACUUCUGCUGGUACUACCCCAUCGGCCUGUACCGCAAUGCCGAGCCGACCGAUGCCGUGCACCUCCGCGGCGCGCAGAUGUUCCUCUUCCUAUGGAUGUUCCUGCUCUUCACGUCGACAUUUGCGCACAUGGUCAUCGCCGGUAUCGAGAUGGCGGAGACGGGCGGCAACAUCGCUAACUUGUGCUUCUCCCUCUGCCUCGUGUUCUGCGGUGUGCUCGCGACUCCUGAGUCGCUCCCGGGCUUCUGGAUCUUCAUGUACCGCGUCAGCCCUUUCACAUACAUGGUCUCCGGCAUGCUGUCCGUCGGCGUCGCAAACACGAAUGUGCGCUGCGCCCCGAACGAGUACCUCCACUUCGAUCCCCCACCAAACCAGACUUGCGGCGAGUACCUCGCGUCCUACCGGCAGCACUUCGGUGGCUAUCCCGAGAAUCCAGACGCCACAUCGCAGUGCAGCUACUGCUCCAUGGGCGACACAAAUGUCUUCCUUGCCUCGGUGCACGCCGACUACUCCGACGUGUGGCGCAACUUUGGUAUUCUGUGGGUGUAUGUUAUUUUUAAUAUCUUUGGGGCGCUGUUCUUCUACUGGCUUGCGAGGGUGCCCAAGGUCAAGAAGGAGAAGGAGGAUAAGACGAGUGUAGGUGGCACAGCGGGAGAGCUCGAGGAAAGGGUGCUAGAGGAGCCGGAGAGGGUGGGGAGCGAGGUUGGGGAGGUGGGACAGAAGGAGGUGAGGGGAGAGAAGGGGGCGCCGGAGGUGAUGAGGGGUCACGGGGAGAGGCCUGAGUCGAGAGACAUCGAGAAGGCGGAGAAGGCGUAAGCGCCUUUAUCACCACCAUUCCUUCCCUAUCUCGCACCCCCUCCUCGUCGCGGGGCUUUCCCUCGUCCGCCGAGGAAUUUUCUUUUCGUUGUUUCGAUAUGGUACGAUAUCUGCCUCGGGGCCCAACGGGCAUGCAUCUCGAUUUCCUUUUUUUUCUCCACGGGUGGCUGUUUCUCCUAUCUUCCGUCGAUCAAAAGACAUAGAACCCUCAUACUAGCGUGUCCGCUUCCCUGUUUCCCUCUGCAUAGUUAGUAGUAAUUAGAACCACUGGGGUCGGUAUUGUACAUAAUAGAACGGGACGUUCAACCCACUUGAAUCACCC